This is a messenger RNA of Glossina fuscipes, 4234 nucleotides long. Its product is annotated as nudC domain-containing protein 1. Lineage: Eukaryota; Metazoa; Arthropoda; Insecta; Diptera; Glossinidae. The transcript has 4 exons. The coding region runs from base 1051 to 2823 and encodes 590 amino acids. The record is from RefSeq and is a predicted model, not a curated record.
UGUGUGUGUGUGCGUGUGUAUUUGCAUGUUUUCAAAUAUUUCAUAUAUUUUUCAAGCAAAAUUGAUUUACCCUUAGUAACUGAAACGAUAACAUUUAUGAUAUAACUCAUAGAAUAUCUAUUUUGCAUAAUUUUUAAUUAUUAUAAUGAACGACAAGUUCACCCCUAUCACUAUCGAUUAAAAGACCAGCUGACAUCAAAAAAUGACUUUUCAGAGAGCAAGCAAUAAGAAACCUAUUUCCAGUUUAGAACGUCUUUUUGAUAUCAACAGACUACCUUUUCGGAACAGUAACACAGACGGACAAAAGCGAUAUCCUUUUUAGCGGAUACUUUUGACCAAUGUGUCGACAAAAUGGCUAUGGCUAAGAGUAACCAUCGUAUUACUUACGAGAAUGGGAAAUAUUCUGAAUAAUAUUGAUCAUAUAAAUAAAAAAGAAAAAAUAUCAAUGGGAAUAUGAUACACAUCUACCGUUAUAUAAUCCCUAAGUAUCACAUAUGUAAUGUAAUAAAAGCAAUCGCAAUGAGACGACACUGCUUAAACGGUUAAUCGCGUUUAAAUAACACGCAUGUAUGAACCGUGUUUAUUUAGAAAUGAGAAAACCGAAGUUACGACCGAAAUAAAUUAUCCUUGGUUUUAAUUUAAAUCCCUAAGGGAUGUUAACACAUAUCAUGUGUAGUAUAAGUAAGAAAAUUAUAUUCGGCGGAACCGUAUCUCACAUACAGAAAGAAUUUUAUCGAGAUACUCGUGCAACUCGUGCAAAAUAUACUACAUGCAUGAUUUUUUAUGGAGGUUCUACGGAAAUACAGUAAAAUACGUUUUUAGUAUUUGAAAAUACUUUCACCAUCACCUGCAGUUUGCCAAAUAUACGUUUUGCGUUCCGCACAAAAGCCUUUUAAAUGCAGCACUGUAGUAGAAGUGGAAGUAGUCAAUGAAUAUACCAUUCUUCCCAUAAAAGAAUAAAGAGUGGAUUAUAAUUUGUUGGAUAAUAUACAUUGAUACAUAUAUAAAAAGAUAUACAUUUUUUGUGGCAGUGGAUCAAUUGCAAAAUAAAUGCCUAAAAUCGUUGAAUUAAGACAAGAUCGCAGUUUAAUAUGCAACAAUUUCCAUGGGUACAAACUUUCCUUGGAUGCAAUACCUGUAUUGCGGCAAGAAUUGACUGCCGCACCUUUCAAAGCUGAGCCAAACGAAGAAGAACAGUAUUCAUUUUUACACAUGGAACUGUUUUCGAUGCAAAACCUUUUGCAAGUUGAUCCCUGGUCCAGAAAGCAAUCAUAUUUUGUAAAUAGCUUAAGUGAAAUAGUAAGAGCAUCUUACGAUGAAAAUAGUGGCAGACCCGACGAAGUGAAAGUAGUUUUUAAAGGAGACAUUGUAAAGCGUGCAUCACCUGAAGCAGAUUAUCGAAAAAUAGGCGAUUACAAUUACACCUUACGUUUUAUUUCAGAGAAAUAUUGUGUUCUAUGCGAUGGCAUAAAAACUCUUAUUCUUUUUGAUACUGGCGAUCGUUUAAAAGCCAUGGAAUGGAAAGUAAUAGCCGAAUGCUCUAUAAAAGGUGACUUUAAAGCUAACGAGGAGCGUAAUUUUACAAUUUUCGAUUGCCGUUUAGAUAUCAUACAAGAUCAUAAGCAAAUAUCUUUAGCUUUGGCACAUGUACAACGUGUAGACUUGCCUCCCAGCCCUAAAGGAGGAAGUUGUACCUACUAUAUGCAUGUACAUUGGGCAAAUUGGAGUCUUGUGGACAAGCAGUGGGAUUUUAAAAUAUUGGACACAUUAGAAAGUAAAGGCUCACUUUAUUAUUGCGCUUUUGAACCUAGAGCAGAGUCUCUAAUCGUUUGCGGUAAUCGUGAAGUUGUUUGGCGCUCUCAGAAAGUUACGCAAUUGGAGGAAGCACAUUCGGAGGAGAAACAACAAUUACAUACCGAUGUAUGUAAAGAUGAAAUUAAAGCUUUUACUUGGUCUCAAACUGAUGAUGAUAUAAUCGUGAAAUUUAGUAUAAAACCGAAUAAAGACAAAAACGAUUACAAUGUUAAGUGUACUGCUAAUGAAAUUACAGUAAAAUGUAAUGACGAAAUUCUGUUAGAACAACCGCUAUUUGGGAAAAUUGAUCAAGAUUUAACUACUUGGACUAUCGAAAAUAACUCUUUACAAAUUUCAUUGAUGAAGCAAAGUUCAGGAAUAGGUUGGCCUUAUCUGCUGGCAAAUGAGAGGGGACCCAAAGAGAGCAUAAAUGGCUCUGUUAAUAACUCUGUGCCUUUAGAACAAAGACCAAUUGCAAACCUAGAAGCCCCUCUAGAAGAUUGUGAUUUCCCUCUAAAUUCCGUAGAAGAUGAAAUUAUAAUAUCACGCUUCCAUUUAAAGACACGUUCAACAACUCAUAAUAUUUUACUGGGUUCAACGCCACCUCUAUUCACUACUUCUCUGAGAGCCGGAUAUCCUUUAGCGUUAGUCACGCGCCAGGAUGUCGAUGCGUGCCUAUGGCUUUUACAAUAUCAUCCAUCAAAGCCCGACGAGUGGUCUUUGCGUCAUGAAGGCAAUCUGCAUGCCUUCGGGUAUAUACAAGCUUCUAAACAACAAAAGAAGUUCAUCGAUUGCUCACCAGAUCUGAGUUACGUCUUAAUUUGUGAAUCGCAUCGUCAUGUAUUCUUGUAUAAAUCGAAACAUGAUAAUGCCAAUGGCUUAAGAAAUCGUAAUGGCCCACAAAUUACUGUGGGAAAACAGCAUUUAAUAACAUUGGGAGACGAUGGAGAAGUGCUGGGUUUAAGUACAGCUAAUGACGUCGCCAUAAUACUUACCACUAAGUAUUUGCUUUAUUUGCAAAUUUCUUGAAAAAAAUAAAACUCCUAAACUAAGCGAUACGCUUCGGGGAUUUUUUUUUUUUUUUUAAGUGUGUGCCAAUUAUACGUUAUCAAGUGAGAGGUCUGUAAUCUAACCUGUUCUUUGAAAUUUUAAUUUGAAAGAGAUGCAUACAGAAGGCGGAUAUGCUGCUUUAAUCAAUGCUUUAGUCAAUAUAAGUUUUACACAUUUGGAGAAUCAGUCUUUGGCACUAGGGCUCAUAAAUCUAUCGUUAUUAAAAUUAUUGACAAACUAAUUACAUAUAUAGUAGUAUAGGGGGAAAUUGCUGCUCGUCCAUAUGUGUGUAGAAAAUCCGUUGAAUUCAGGAAUGCAAAAGAAUGAAUGCCGCAAGAGUUCAUUAUUGGUAUAAUAUAGUAUAAUUAGGCACCGUUUACACAUUUACAUUUUUAUGCGCACUACAUCCGUACAACUUUUAUUUGCAAUUUCCAUUCGUUUUCUCGAAGCGAAAACGUUUCGAAAAACUUAGUGGACCAAAUUCAGUAUUGGCUUCAAAAGUGUUGUGUUGUCAACGGUUUCCUGUUUCGAUUGUGCUGAACGAAACGGACGAUCAACAGUUACGGCUACAUCAGGAAGCAAAAAAAAAAUGUGGAAACUAUUUUGAAUAAUUAAGAAAUUUAGAGAGAUAACAGAUAUCCUAAGGAUAUGAAGAGGUCAUUAGAAGACAUGAAAAUUUUAGCAAAAAAACUUUCAAAGAGAUUACCGCAUUCGCUUCUAGUGAAACAAAUGUAUCGUCUCACUAUUCGCUGGCUACAAUGGCACAAUUGCAUGAAUUAAGAUUCAGGUCAUCUCUACCCUAUACCACAAUAGUUUCUAAUGAUUCAAUUUCACCAAAUUUCAAAAACGCGCUCCAGGAAAUUAUUUUCACUACAAGGUAUCGACAUAUUAGAGAAGCGUUGUAUUAACCGUAUCACUUUUCAACGACUUUCAACAACGACAUGUUGAUGAACAAAGUGGAAUUUUGCAAUAAAAAAAGAACAUGCUCUUUUCUCAUUUCUCUCCCCGGGGGUUGUUAAUCGAUUAGGCCCUUAAACCGAUAUUAAAAAUAUUGAUAUUGAAGAAACUUUAAUCCAUGUAUUUUUGUUUAAUAUUUUUACUUUAUAUGCGCAGCAUUCGGCACCAACCACUACUGCACCAGUAGUGUGGUAGCAUCUACCACAUAAGAUUUAGUAAACGUUUGUAACGCAUUGGAGCAUCUAUAUGAAUAUAUAAUCUUACUUACUUGCAUUUUGUCUAUUAUAUAGAUGGAAAGAUAGAAAUCGAAGAAAAAUCCGACCAUAUAAAUCUGAUGGAACUUGGAACUCUUACCUUCAGCCUGAAUUGCUUUUAAACAUUCGUAGUAAUCGACAUAAUGUGAAGCGCAUUGGUUACAUAAAGCAAAUGAAAG